Molecule: messenger RNA, 237 nt
Organism: Malassezia japonica
Lineage: Eukaryota; Fungi; Basidiomycota; Malasseziomycetes; Malasseziales; Malasseziaceae
Exons: 2
Coding region: 1-237 (78 amino acids)
Source: RefSeq, a predicted model, not a curated record
AUGGAGAUCGCCCAGCCGCACUCGCAGGUGCUGGAGGAGAAGCUACAACGUGUUCUCGGUACCAAUGCACAACUCAAGGCGGAUCUGGAGCGUAACACGGAUCCCGUAUCGAAGGCGAGCCAGCGCCUGAUCCACUACGCGACGACCACCACCGAGCCGCUGCUGGGCGUGAGCGUUGGUUCUACCAGCGAGGCACGCGAGGCGCCGAAAUCGCCGGGGUGCUGCAUCGUGAUGUGA